This is a messenger RNA of Racocetra persica, 457 nucleotides long. The record is from the annotation of a GenBank genome assembly. NCBI's taxonomy places the organism in Eukaryota, Fungi, Glomeromycota, Glomeromycetes, Diversisporales, Gigasporaceae.
GAAUCACUUAACAGAGUACGGGGCCUUUUUGAUGAUGAUAAAGAUUCCGGAAGUUUGUCUGGAUUUUCUUCCGUUAAAACUCCAAAAAAUCUUUCUGGAUUUUCUUCUGGUAGUGGACGUUACAUAGGUUCACUUUCAGAGGACCAACUUAAUAAAGCGCGACGUCUUUUCGAUGAGAAAGCACCAUGUUCAAAUUACACACAUAAGCCGAAUACUCCAAAGAGGACUAUCGAUAUACCACCAAACAGACAUAGACUUCAGGAUAUUGUACAUAAUUAUCCCCUUAAUAUCUCUGCAACUAGCUUGAAAAAACUCGGAAUACCUUCCGAAAUUAUUACUAUGACGCCCGCUAGUGCCCUUUCGUAUCGAUUUCUCUUAUCUGAGGGUCAGUAUUGUGAAAGUACCGAAGGCUUGUCGUCAUGGGGCGCAAGUGAAGCAUAUACUUGUCUUAUUGAAC